Pseudopipra pipra is the source of this 3987-nucleotide messenger RNA. RefSeq names its product cytochrome P450 2J4-like. Gene Ontology annotation, biological process: xenobiotic metabolic process. NCBI's taxonomy places the organism in Eukaryota, Metazoa, Chordata, Aves, Passeriformes, Pipridae. Gene Ontology annotation, molecular function: oxidoreductase activity, acting on paired donors, with incorporation or reduction of molecular oxygen, reduced flavin or flavoprotein as one donor, and incorporation of one atom of oxygen; heme binding; iron ion binding. Bases 1066 to 2532 code for a protein of 488 amino acids. The record is from RefSeq and is a predicted model, not a curated record. The transcript is spliced from 9 exons. Gene Ontology annotation, cellular component: cytoplasm; intracellular membrane-bounded organelle.
GACAGUGUACUGCUUCUGGCAGAAUUUGGGCAGAACAAAAGCAAAGGCUGUUGUGUUCCCAGAGGAGUGCAGUAGGAUUGCCUCGGUGGACUCCUGCUGUCAGUGAAGUCACUGGCACAAGGUAAAGUGCAGCCCAUCAGGUUGCAGAACCCAUCCCUGUGCUGUUCUGCAGACCUGUAUCUCUGACAGUGCUAUCACACCAGGACUUUUCCACAAGUAAAAUGAGAAAAAGCAAGUGCACUUGUUCUCCUGGGAUUCUUACAGACCCCCUGAGUUUGCACACUGCAACCUCCCCUCUCCUAGAACAUCAGAAACUUGCCAGGCCCUCAGCAACCACUGUGGGGAAAUGUUGCUCCAAACAUACAUAGCUGAGGUGGAAUGUGCUGUGCUGUGAGGCAGCUGUGCUGCUGCAAGCUGUGUUAAAGGGCAGCUUCUGGGACCUAACAAUGAUGAACUGGGAUAUGAGGUCUGUUACACUUUUUGUCAAUAGUACUAAUUAUGUUUGAUCCUUCACUGUUCUCUUUGCAGUUCAUCUGUGUUGUUUACUGUGAAAACUCAGGUUACAAUACCUCAUUACUCUUGGUUCCUAAGUCUGCAUUUGCACCCACUCUUGUACAGGGUUACUGACUGCUUACUUUUGCCUCUGCCCCACAAAUGCUACCUGGUGAAUGCUCCUGUUCUUGUCUGUAGCUGGCUGACAGCUGCAGCUUUGUACCUGAGCUCUUGAUGUGCACAUAAUCAGUGUUUUGAGUGACAUCUUCUGUCAAACUGAUUGAUUGCUCAAAGGGAUGUUUCUGGCUGAGGUUUCUGCCUUCUAGCCUCUGCUUGAUCUUAAAGUCACGGUAGCUAUUAGCAUAUUGCAGCAUAGUGAUGUAUUAAAUACAUUCAAGAAUGGGAAGACUCCUCAUUGUCUCAGAUCAGGAAGAGUGGUAGGAAAGAAGGGAGGUGAAAAAUUCAGAAAGCUUCAUUUUGCUAGGGAAGAGUUAAGAAGAACAAUCCAGAGUCAUUUCAACAGAGAGAUUCAUAGCAGCUUUCUUGGUGAUAAGAGUUUGGAGGUGUGAAAUAAUGAUAAGUGUAAUUCUCAUAUCCCUGGGUUUGUUUCUUCUUAGUGCACAGUUCUUGAAAUUGCAAUGGAAGAGUCGUGAUUUUCCUCCUGGACCGACCCCAUUUCCCAUCGUUGGAAGCAUGUGGUGGGUAAAGUUUAGAACUGAUCAUGGGAGCCUGAGAAAGAUGGCAAAAACCUAUGGCAACAUCUGCACCUUGUGGAUGGGUCACAGACCUGUGGUGGUGCUCUAUGGAUUCCAAGCUGUGAAGGACGGUCUCACCACCAACUCAGAGGAUGUUUCUGGGCGACUACAGACCUUUGUCUUCAACAAGUUGGCAAAUGGAAAGGGUAUCUUGGUCUCCAACGGUCUCAUCUGGAAACAACAGAGACAUUUUGGAAUCGGAGCUCUCCGAAAACUGGGAAUGGGGAAUAAAGGAAUGGAGCGUGGGAUACAAACUGAGGCCCAUUACCUGGUCGAGUUCUUCAGAGACAAAGAUGGAAAAGCUGUUGACCCUUCCUUCCCCAUUGUCCAUGCUGUCUCUAAUGUGAUCUGUGCUGUGGUUUUUGGACAUCGCUUCUCCCUAGAAGAUGAAACCUUCCGUCAGCUGAUUGAGGCAUACAAUGCUAUAGUGGCUUUUGGGAACAGCCGCAUUUAUUAUAUCAGUGAAAUUUUCACCUGGGCUGCAGAGCGUCUCUCAGGAUCUCUACAGAAAGCAGUAUUUUCACGGGAUUUUGUUUGUUCCUUUGUAAGGCAGGAAAUCAAAAGCCACAGGGAAAAAGGCAGAAUAGGUGAACCAGAAGAUUUCAUUGACUUUUACCUGGAUCAGAUAGAGAAAACUAAAAAUAUCCCGAAUUCUACAUUUGAUGAAGACAACAUGGUGCAGUCUGUUUUUGACCUUUUCUUUGGUGGCACAGAGACCACGGCCACCACUCUGCGUUGGGCUCUGCUCUAUAUGUUGGCUUAUCCUGACAUCCAAGAAAAAGUUCAGAAGGAGUUGGAUGCUGUCCUGAGUCCCUCCCAUCUCAUCUGCUAUGAGGAUCGGAAGAAGCUGCCAUAUACAAAUGCUGUGGUUCAUGAGAUCUUACGCUUCAGUAGCAUUAUUUUAAUCACGAUUCCUAGAGAAACAGUGAAGGAUACAACUGUUUUGGGGUAUCAGCUUCCAAAGGGCACUCUAAUUAUGGCAAACAUAGACUCUACUCUUUUUGACCCUGACUACUGGGAGACUCCUCACCAGUUCAACCCUGGUCAUUUCUUGGACAAGGAUGGAAAUUUUGUGACCCGAGAGGCCUUCUUAGCCUUCUCAGCAGGCCACCGUGCUUGUCUGGGAGAGGUGCUGGCCAAGAUGGAGCUUUUCAUCAUCUUCUGCAGGCUGUUGCAGACAUUCAAGUUCACUACACCAGAAGGAGUUAAGGAAGUCAACACAGACUUUGUCUUUGGGAGCACCAUGAAACCCCAUCCAUACAAGCUCUGUGCAGUUCCGCGCUAGGCUGUGAGGUGUUAGAGAUUUAAGAAAGAGGUGUGACCACAGGUUUGCUGAUAUUUGUGCCACUUUUAUGGCUUUCAUUUUUACAUCAAGUUCAGUGUGAAUCUGUCCUUGCUGUGUUAUAGGGCUAAGAAGCCAGCCUUGAAAAAUACUCUGCUUUUCCCUGCUUCUGGAAAAUGUCUGUACUUCUUUUUCUUUCCCUGUUGUGUUACCAAUGAAAUAAACAUAGACAAUUGUCUAGUCUUACAAAAAUUUGUCAGGAAUCUUCCUGGAGGGCGAAGGAACUUUAAAGCCAGAUGCUGAGGGGGCUUCCCACAUGUUCUCAAAUCCUGGUGUAUGGGAAUGCUGUUCCCAGAGGUGGUGGCUCUGGGCAUUGCCAGAGCCCCUAGGUAUGGUUGCAUGGGAAUAGAGAGUAGUGCAGGGGAAUCUCAACUGGCUGUGAGGCAGCUGCUUUGUCUGUUUAGCUGAGAGUCAUGGGGAGAUGAUUACUUGAAACUGGAAGCAACAGAGGUACAACAGCACAGCCCUUCGUUUGGGUGUGAGACUCCUGACUUGUGCUGAAAGCAAAGGUAAACUCCUAUUCCCUACUGGAGAAUUGCAGGGGGGAACCCCACUGCUGGGGAAACACAGUGGGUGUAAGUGGUAAUGGAGCAGUGAGCUGGCCUGAAAAUCCCAUGAAAGAGGGAGCCUCUCACGCUGUGGGGUUUGUAAUGACCAUGAUGUACAACAAACUGAGUUGGCCAUGUCUCUUUAUGGAUGCUGUGGGAAGAUGGAUAGGGUUAAACCUGGAGGGGAUUCAGAAUUUUACGGCAAAAAGGAGCUGCAGCUCCCUGGAUGGACUGAAGCCAACGUGCUCCCCAGCACAGUGAUAAACAUCUACUCAGAGAAACAGAACAGAGUGUGGAACAACGUGGAGACUGCGUGGCCCCCUCCAUUCUAAUCCCAGCCAAAUGGGAGAGCAUUGUGGUGCUGAGACCAUGCAGUACCUGUCUGGUAAGGGAGAAUCAAGAUGUUCUGCUGAUGAAGACAACAACCAUGUCAAACCCCCUCCUCAGGUACCACAGCAUGACCAACCCCUCCCCCCCCCCCCAGUUAGGUACACCAAUCAGAAAUAAAAGGUAUUUAUGACUAGAGCCACUCAAAUUCCAUCCAAACAUAAAGAAAAUAGAAUAAAAGUAAGUUGGGGAUAGGGGGAAAGUGGGAUAAGACUUCUACCAAAACUGCUGAGAUCAGUCAACAGGCUGAGUCCCUCUUCUCCCCCACCAGAGGGACACCUGGGGUGAGAAAUAUACUCUACAUGCAUUAAAUGCUGCUUUUUGUUUGUGCUUACCCCAUAGCAUAUUAGUAGAUUGUUUCGUAUCAGAACUUGUGCUUACUUAAUAUAUGUAUCAGUAGAUUGGUUUGAAACAUAUUUUUGCAGUAGACAACUAUCACUGACAACCUUCAAACCUUAUUAAU